Molecule: messenger RNA, 1825 nt
Organism: Ceratitis capitata (Mediterranean fruit fly)
Lineage: Eukaryota; Metazoa; Arthropoda; Insecta; Diptera; Tephritidae
Product: organic cation/carnitine transporter 7
Exons: 7
Coding region: 182-1753 (523 amino acids)
Biological process (GO): transmembrane transport
Molecular function (GO): transmembrane transporter activity
Source: RefSeq, a predicted model, not a curated record
AAAAAGCUUUUUCAAUGGCAUUUGUGAACGGUUAACGAUGGGGUUGCAUUUAAUUCCACGGGCGUAAAUUCAAAUCUGUGGCGGUUCCUCUAAAGUGAAUUUGUAGUGAUAAAGCAAAAUCAGCAAGCAAGUGAAGAUCAAUAAUUUUGAAAACGGCUGAUUUCUUGCUGAACGGAAAAAAAUGUCGCACGAUAUGAAAGAGAAAACAGUAGUUAUAGAUGAGGCGCUGGAAAGGACGGGUUUUGGGAAAUUUAAUAUUUUCAUCAUUAUAUUUUCCGGAUUUGUACUCAAUAACGUCGUACUCGAGUCUGUUGGUGUUAGUUUUGCCCUACCGGUCCUAGAAUGUGAUUUACAUUUAACGCACAAGGAGCAGGGCAUAAUAGGUGCUGUAUCCUUUGCCGGUGUUAUUGCGAGUUCACACUUCUGGGGAUUUCUAGCCGACACUACAGGCCGAAAACGCAUAAUGCAACCGGCAUUAAUUUUGGGAUUUAUCGUUACUGUCUUCUCUAGUUUAUCGCCCAAUUUUAUAACGUUCGCUAUUUUGCGAUUUUUAAACGGGAUAUUGCUUUCUGCUGGUUCCGCCACAAUUUUCGCCUACCUCGGAGAGUUUCAUUGUCAAAAGCAUCGUAAUCGCGCCAUACUCUGUGGCGCUUUAAUAAGUGCAAUAGUCUCAAUUUUUUUCCCCAUCAUCGCUUGGGUUUUCAUCAACCAAAAUUGGGAAUUUCAUGUGCCAUUCAUCAAUAUUGUUUUCAAACCAUGGCGUUCCUACUUCCUUGCUUGUGGUCUGCCAGGAUUUCUUUGCGGUAUUACACUAUUUUUCCUGCCAGAGAGUCCAAAAUUUUUACUAUCUGCUGGUAAGCCAGAAGAAGCUAUUGAGGUGUUAAAACGUAUGCACCGAAUAAAUCUUAUGAACAAGGAACCGCAAACGGAGUUUAUGAUUACAUCCCUGCUGCCCGACGCUGAUACGCCAAUGUCAAAGAUGAAAGGCGUAGGAAAGGAUACAAAUCUUCUUGUAUACAUUAUGCAAUCAAUGUGGCAUCAAACUGCACCACUGUUUAAGCGCGAGCACAUUAGGAAAACAUUUUUGUCUAGUCUCAUAUUGUACAUAAUAUUUUUUAGCGCCCAUGGCGUAUACAUGUGGUUCCCGUACAUUCUGAAUAAUGCAAUGCUGUACACAGAAAAAUAUGAAGAACCGAAACGCCUUUGUGAUAUCAUUAAAUUUGUACAAUCGGGAAAUCUGACGAUUGUUGAGGAUGACAAUGCUGAAGUUUGCUCCAUGCACUUGGAAAUUUCCACAUAUCUACAUACGAUAUUUCUGGAAGUAAUUUAUGUAUCUCUGCUGUUAAUCAUAAUGUAUGUUAUUGGUAAACUCGGACGGAAGCCAAUGCUCUUUGUUAUCCUAUUCGUAUGUGGAGCAUGCGGCAUUCUAGCAUUUUCUAUUCAAGUGCCGCUGUUAGCAAUUUAUCUGUUUGUCAUUGAACUUUGCUGUGGCUUGGGCAUCACCGUGGUCAAUGCAAUAGUUGUGGAAAUUUUCCCAACAAAUUUAAGGGCAAUGGCCGUUUGUAUAUCUCUUAUGAUCGGACGUAUUGGCAGCGUCACUGGAUCCAAUAUUUUGGGUGUUCUCAUCGAAACACAUUGCGAGCUGGCACUUUAUGGUCCAUCAGUGGCGCUUAUUGUUGCUGGCGCUUUAGGUUUUCUUCUCCCUAAAGCAAACAAUGUAAUAAAACCUAAAGAUCAAGACAAUACUCCAUAAUGUACAAGAAGCAAAUAUAAAGUAUUCAUAAUAUUUAACAAGCAAAGGAAAUUUCCUCUUUUCAAAAAAAAA